AUGUUCCGAUGUAUGGAGUGCAACCAAAUGUGCCCUGUUCCUCGCAGUGUCACCUGUGGUGUCUUUCAUUUGUCAGGCCCGAAGCAAAUCAGUAAGGAACAUCACAGCAAGGUUUGCGGUCUUUUGCAGACAUUCAAGCCGAGGUUUGCUUUGCUGGAGCACGGUCUGGAAGAUGAUGAAGAUUUUCACACCGAAUAUUUGGCCGCUGGAUAUGUAGUGGCUCCAAUCCCAUUGUCAACUUGCCCCAACAUGCUCUACGGCAAUUCUGUCUCCUGGAAGCUGCUCUUGCCUGCAGAGUCAGAGAAAACGCAGAAGGAUGUCCAGGAUGUGAACCACUUGGUGACCCCGUUCCUCAAAACCAUCGAGCCAGGAAUCUCCUUCGGUGGUAUUGCAUGCUGCGAUCAGCACGAAUAUGAGGCAAACCUGUCAGUGUCAAAGAUCUACGACUGCACCGUCACGGGCGACAUGUUCAAACCAUUCUUCUUUACGCAUCGCUUCCCACCCUCUGAAGGGCAGGUGCUCAGGAUGGCAAAGCACUUUGAGACUUCGUCAGAGUCAGAGUCAGAAAUUCUUUGGCCGAGCCCGAUUUCUUUGUGGGCCAGGGACAAGCGCACAAUGCCCAAGCCAGGCGAGGGCACCCCCUUGGCCAACGAUGUGGUGUGGUUAGGGUUCCUGAAGUACUUUGCAGAUCAGAUUGAGAAGAAGGCAGCUGAGGAGAUCAAAAAAUGCCGACAGGCGUUGCGCAGGGUGAGGGUCACUUUCCAUUUUUGUGAAAGCGAGGACGCCGCAAACCAGCUCAAGUGGACAAUCGAGCAGAACGUGGACAACAUUGCGUCCAACCAGACGCUCAAAG
Symbiodinium pilosum is the source of this 853-nucleotide messenger RNA. Lineage: Eukaryota; Dinophyceae; Suessiales; Symbiodiniaceae. The record is from the annotation of a GenBank genome assembly.